Molecule: messenger RNA, 976 nt
Organism: Polychytrium aggregatum
Lineage: Eukaryota; Fungi; Chytridiomycota; Chytridiomycetes; Polychytriales
Product: Nitroreductase-like protein
Exons: 5
Coding region: 18-911 (297 amino acids)
Molecular function (GO): oxidoreductase activity
Source: RefSeq, a predicted model, not a curated record
CCAGCAUCGUCGCAGCCAUGGCCAUCUUCAGCAAUCUCGCCAAAAAGCUCCUCAACAACGAGGACCCCUACUUCACCGCCGUGGUUGUCGCUCUCGCCGGCACCCUUGGCUACUUGGCCUACAAGGAGUACAAGGUCCGCAAGAACAUCAAUGGCGACAUGACCCCGUUCGACGAGGACAUCACCGAGGGUCCCUCCGGCCCGGGCCUCAAGCUGCAGGAGCCCGGUGCCGAUUUCGUCGAUCCCUUCUCGCUCCCGCACGUGCCCAUGAACUUCAAGCGCCUCUCUGAAGCCGAGAUGCUCCAGCGCUCCCGCGAGUUUUACGAGCAUCUGAACAAGCGCCGCACCGUCCGCAUGUUCUCGUCCGACCCCGUUCCCAUCGAGGUCAUUCGCGAGUGUGUCAAGGCUGCUGGCACGGCUCCCUCGGGCGCUCACACUGAGCCCUGGACGUUUGCCAUCGUCUCGGAUCCUGUCGUCAAGCACAAGCUCCGCGAGAUCAUCGAGGCCGAGGAGAAGAUCAACUACGAAAAGCGCAUGUCCAGACAGUGGGUCAGCGACCUUGCUCCCCUGGGCACCGACUGGCACAAGGAAUAUCUCGAUACCGCACCCUACCUGAUCGUUGUUCUCAAGCAGACCUACGGCAUCACUGACAACGGCGAGCGCAAGAACCACUACUACUUUGAACACUCUGUCGCCAUCUCCCAGGGUCUCCUCAUCUCUGCCAUCCACAACGCCGGUCUGGCCACCCUCACCUCCACUCCCAUGAACUGCGGGCCUCAGAUCUGCAAGCUUCUGGGCCGCCCUGCCAACGAAAAGGUCUCAUUGCUGCUUCCUGUGGGCUACCCCGCCAACAACGCCACCAUCCCCAACCUGCACCGCAAGCCCUAUGAGCAGAUUGCGGUCGAGUACUAAUGCCGCCUGUACAGUAUGGUGAAAAUAACAAUGGGGACAUAUUGUCUCAUUCCGACAAGAUGCAC